AUGGACAACAUCUUGGAGAUUCUACAGACCAUUCAUAUUGGUGCAGUUGUUGCAACUUUCCUUUUCAACACUGGACGUAUUAUAAGAGCAGUAGACAUCUUUAACGAAUGUUUGGUGCUCCUUAACGGUAAAGCCCUAGAGACAAUCAAAGAACUUACCACACCACUUCUUAUCUAUGUAUACCGUAAACUUCUUGAUGGCUAUACUCGUGUGUACGAUCACACCCGUGCGAUAGAAUGUGGUAAAAAGCUUCUAGUGACACUACACAAUACAGGCCAAAAAGAAGUAGAAGGGAUGACAUUACUUAAACUAGCAAACAUCUACUAUCAAAGAAGCAAAUACGAGGAAGCAAAACAGUUUUACAAGAGAGCACUCAGCAUCAUGAUUGAGGCUGGAAAUACUGACGGAGUUGGAACAUGCUACGGAAAUCUAGGAACUGUGCUUCUUUCUGUUGGUCAGUAUACCAAGGCUGAAGAAUACCUUCAAAAGGCACUAGUGAUCAGGAAAGAAAUCGGUGACAAACAAGGAGAAGCAUCUGCUUACGGAAAUCUAGGAACUGUGUUUAAAUAUGUUGGACAAUAUACCAAGGCUGAAGAAUACCUUCAAAAAGCACUAGUGAUCAGGAAAGAAAUCGGUGACAAAGAAGGAGAAGCAGCAGAUUACGGAAAUCUAGGAACUGUGUUUCAAUCUGUUGGUCAAUAUACAAGGGCUGAAGAAUACCUUCAAAAAGCACUAGUGAUCAGGAAAGAAAUCGGUGACAAAAAAGAAGAAGCAUCUGCUUACGGAAAUCUAGGAACUGUGUUUAAAUCUGUUGGACAACAUACCAAGGCUGAAGAAUACCUUCAAAAAGCACUAGUGAUCAGGAAAGAAAUCGGUGACAAAGAGGGAGAAGCAGCAGAUUACGGAAAUCUAGGAACUGUGUUUUUUUCUGUUGGUCAACAUACCAAGGCUGAAGAAUAUCUUCAAAAAGCGCUAGUGAUCAGGAAAGAAAUCGGUGACAAACAAGGAGAAGCAGCAGAUUACGGAAAUCUAGGAACUGUGUUUAAAUCUGUUGGACAAUAUACCAAGGCUGAAGAAUACCUUCAAAAAGCACUAGUGAUCAGGAAAGAAAUCGGUGACAAAAAAGGAGAAGCAGCAGAUUACGGCAAUCUAGGAACUGUGUUUCAAUCUGUUGGUCAAUAUACCAAGGCUGAAGAAUACCUUCAAAAAGCGCUAGUGAUCACGAAAGAAAUCGGUGACAAAGGAGGAGAAGCAUCUGCUUACGGAAAUCUAGGAACUGUGUUUCUUUCUGUUGGACAAUAUACCAAGGCUGAAGAAUACCUUCAAAAAGCACUAGUGAUCAGGAAAGAAAUCGGUGACAAAGGAGGAGAAGCAGCAGAUUACGGAAAUCUAGGAACUGUGUUUAAAUCUGUUGGUCAAUAUACCAAGGCUGAAGAAUACCUUCAAAAAGCACUAGUGAUCAGGAAAGAAAUCGAUGACAAACAAGGAGAAGCAUCUGCUUGCGGAAAUCUAGGAACUGUGUUUCAAUCUGUUGCUCAAUAUACCAAGGCUGAAGAAUACCUUCAAAAAGCACUAGUGAUCACGAAAGAAAUAGGUGACAAACAAGGAGAAGCAGUAGCUUACGGAAAUCUAGGAACUGUGUUUCUUUCUGUUGGACAAUAUACCAAGGCUGAAGAAUACCUUCAAAAAGCAGCGGUGAUGAAGCAAGAAAGCGGAGACAAAGCUGGUGUUGGAGCUUCAUACUUAAAUCUGGCAAAACUUUGGCGAGAAUUUCAACUUACUGCAAAGAGUCAAGAAUUUGCUAAUAAAGCACUUGAGAUAAGUUACGAAAUAGGGGACAUUGAAAUGCAGUUUAACAGCCACCUUACCAUUGCUCUGAACGAGUUAGUGGCAGGAGGAAGCAAAACUGAACUUCUGCGAAAUCUGUAUGAAAGCAUUCAGAAGUGCGAAGAAAUGCAUGAUUUUUUAAGAGUACAAGAUCAAUUCAAAAUUUCCUUUUUUGACGAGCAUGUGUCCCCUUACCUUCUUCUUUGUAGGUUGUUAAUUGCUACAGGCAGUCAUUAUGAAGCUCUUUACCUUGCCGAGCUUGGACGAUCCAGAGCACUGACAGACGUACUUUCAGAUAAGUACUCUGUGGAAAAAGGGGUAUCAGUCAACCCACAGUCAUGGAUUGGUAUUGAGAACAUUAUGAACAAAAAUGCACUUAGUUCUUGUCUUUAUGUUUCCUGCUUCGAUGAUAAUAUGUACUUUUGGAUUCUCAAGCCAAACAAAAUUACAGUUUUUCGACAAACGAGACUCGAAGAAAGUGCAGAUAAAGUGUUUGGAAAUCAGACAUUUGGUGGUUCUCUUAAUUUAUGUCAAGACCAAUGCGAAGAUCGAUCAUUGUUUUCAUGUGUAAGUUCCCUGCCAUCAUGCAAACCAUCUCAGAGUGGUAGCUUCGAAUCUUUGCGUCUUAUCGAAGAAGAGGAAGACGAAAAUCACGACUCUAAACCUUUGACCCUUGCUGAUGGUUACAACAUGAUAGUCGCUCCUGUAGCUGACUUACUCCAAGAAUCAGAAAUCAUUAUUAUACCACAUAACUUGUUGUAUCCAAUUCCUUUCGCUGCUUUAAAGGAUGGUAAUGGAAAGUAUUUAUCGGAUACUUUCAGGAUUCGCAUUGUCCCUUCCUUGACAACUCUUAAGUUGAUUCAGCUCAGUCCAGCAGACUACCAUAGUAAAACUGGUGCACUGAUCGUAGGGGAGCCAGACGUUAGAGAUGUAUACUACCGAGGAAAAAUUCUACAGUUAAACCCACUGCCUUGGGCGAGAAAGGAAGCAGAGAUGAUUGGGCGACUGCUCGGUGUUCAACCGUUGCUUGGAAAGGAUGCAACUAAGCAGGCAGUCCUGGAAAGCAUGCAUUCAGUAAGUCUCAUUCACUUCGCUGCUCAUGGUGAUGACGAACGUGGAGAAAUAGCUCUUUCCCCUAUAAGCUCCUGCGGAACUCCACAUGAAGAAGACUACUUAUUAACGAUGGCUGAAAUUUUACAAGUUCGACUAACAGCCAAGCUGGUUGUCCUUAGCUGUUCUCAUAGUGCAAGUGGUCAGAUUAGAGCUGAAGGAAUUGUUGGAAUGGCUCGAGCAUUUCUAGCAUCGGGUGCACGCGCCGUGCUGGCGGCGCUUUGCGCUGUAGAUGACAAAGCUACCAUGUGGUUUAUGAGUCAUUUCUACGAGCACCUUGUUCAUGGUGAAAGUGCCAGUGAAUCUCUUCAUCAGGCCAUGAAGUCGAUGAGGGAGACUGGCUUUUCUGACGUCAAGCAGUGGGCACCAUUUAUGCUGAUUGGAGAUAAUGUGACAUUCAAAGGUUUGUAUUUGAUAUCAUUUUUAGGUUUUUUAGUUAUCCUAGUCAAAAUUUGUGAAAUUGAUGUUCGUGACACUACGCAUCAUUUUGAAAAAUAUUAUGAAGGGAGUUAUACUGAGUUUUCUUAGUUUUUUCUUAAUUAUUGUCUUUUCCAACCCUGUUCAUGGAAGUGAGGCAACUGGAGAGAAGGCCGAAUUUAAUUAUUUUCCGAUUUUUAUGGAAUAUUUCGUAAAGCAUGCUUGACUCUCUAACUAACUACAUGAAAAUGAAAAUGUAAAAAACGAUAUUUGAGAUUCCAAAGAGCAUACGAAAACAAUUUAUUAAUAUACCGCAAAAUUCCGAAAAUAAGCCCUGGGGCUUAUAUUUUUUGAAGGUCCUUUUUGAGGGGCUUAUUUUUGGAGGGGCUGAUAUUCGGAGGGGCUUAUUUACCGACGGAAAUUUGCGUUUCAAAAUCGAUUGGGCUAGCCUUAUAAUUGGAAGUGAAUUUACCGUGUUUGCUUUUUUUUACUUCUGUAUUUAAGGGUAAUCAGUUUCCCAAGUACAACGCCCCGGGGGGCUUAUGUUUAGAAGGGCGCAUACAUACCUGUUUGGGGGGCUUAUUUUUGGAGGGCUUAUACAUGGAGCAGGCUUAUUUUCGGAAUUUUACGGUAUCACAGAGAAGAGAAGUAAGCGUUAAACACACUUUUUUCUUGAGGGUGUACCUGAUGAAAGACAAAAUGUAGCCUGUUGCAGGCUCUGCGACUGAGUCGCUCCGCCCGCCUUUUACCGCUUCAUCCCUACUAUCUGAGAGCCUGGAACAGGCUAAAAAAACGCUGCCAGUAUUUUUAGGCUUAAAAAGAUUCAUCCUCAGGGAACCAGAUAUAGCGCAGAGGGUAUACGUACUAAUUACCGGUGGGCGAGAGUUUAAAAGCAGACGGAAAGAUUCCCUGGGCACUUAAUCUAGCCCAAGCAGCUACAGGAGCAUUUGAUUUUGCAACUUCUAUUUUAUACAGGUAUUUUUCUGGCAAAUGAGCGAAGGGCAACUCCCUUGUCGUUUUCGUGUGUUCUUAAAAGGAGGUUUUUUGUCACCAAUAGUCUCUUUUAUGAUGCUUGUUCCGCGGAGAAGUCGAAAGAUUUAAUAUGCCCCCAAGAAAGUAUUUCAUUCGAUUCGAUUGGGUUUUACAAUACGUUUUGCUUUAGUUCUCUUCGUAAGUCGCGAUUUUGUACCAGAGGAGAUGGCUGAUAUUCUGGGCAACCAUUGCACAGGCUGCUUGGGCUGCUCGGGCGGCAAUGGAUAGCAUGGUUAGCUUGAUAUCAAUCUCCUGCUUCAAGCUAUAAUCUGAUCAGUAUACAAACAGCAAACAAAUCGAAGGAAUUUGAAAUAAAGUAAAAUAUUUUCACUGCAUACAUAAUUGGCCGGUGACGCGGGAAUUAAGUAACUCUUUUAAAUUCUGUGGUUUUGGGCUUGCGCUUUUGUGGCACGAUGCAUUGCGGCCCUUGGUUAGAAUUGCUUAGUUUUUGCCCGCCUCUUGGCUAGUUCAACGGGGUUCAGUGGAAGUGACUUCGCAGUUUGGCCCCUCCCACCUCCCCUGGUGGCGGAUGACGUCGAUUACUCUCAUUACUCGGCAUGCCUUUUGUCCUGGCAGUCGCAGUUACCUCCCACAACUUAGUUUUCCGUGUCGGAACAAUAAGUAUGCGGUGCAAAUAUUAUACGAAUCACAUUUAAGCUGAAAGUGAUACAAUAUGACUUUACUGAAUUUUUAGCAUAUAAAUAAUUCCUCGAUAUGUUAAGUUUUUGUUAUUUGUUUGACUUUUAAAAAAUCUGUGCCAGAUAAUUAGGUAAAACAUUUAGCGCAACGAGCAACAGAAGCAUGUUGAUCGAUGGCUAAAAUAAAUCGUGCAAAGAAUACAUACGAAAGGGAACCGUCAUGAUUAGUUUUUUUAUUUGUAUCGCAGGUGCAUUUGAUAAGAGCAGUUUGAAAGAUGGCGAAGGUGCAACGGAAACAGAGAACUUGUAA
Messenger RNA from Porites lobata, 5334 nucleotides. The record is from the annotation of a GenBank genome assembly. NCBI's taxonomy places the organism in Eukaryota, Metazoa, Cnidaria, Anthozoa, Scleractinia, Poritidae.